CCUCGCGCCUGCGCGGAGCGGCGGCCCGGCUGUGGCGGGCGGUUAGGAGGCGGUCAGCUUCUCUCACUGGUCUGCCGGCUAUGACGAUCACCUACAGCUGCGUUGCUAAUGGUCGAGCGGUCCUGGCGGAGCUAGCCUUGACCGGCGGCUCCUAUCAGGAAGCGGCUGCAAAGGUGCUUAGGCAAGCGCUUCUGAAAGCUGAGCCGACGACCAUAAUUCAAAUAGGAAGCUAUGUCUACCACACUCUCUUUAUUGACGGAAUCACUUAUUUGUGUGCUACAGACAAUGGCUUGGACACCAUGGCACCAUCUGCAUUUCUUAGACAAGUUAGUGAUAUUUUUACAAGAAUUCCUUUGAUGUCACAAGAACACUUUUUUCCUUCAAAUGCACUUGCUACAGAUUUUCAACAAAUACUAGCACAGCACAUGAUGGAAUACAAUAAAAAUGGAAGUCGCAUGGUGCUGUCGACAGUGAAGAGUCAAGUGUCUGAUGUCAAAAGUAUUAUGUUAAGAAACAUCGACACAAUUCUAGAAAAAGAAACAGAAACAGUGAGAAUCCUCACGGAAGAGGCUGGUGACCCCCAGGCAACUGCUGAAGAACUUGAAAACAGCAAGAAGAUGCCCAAGAGGACAUGGUGGAAGUGCUUCAAGAUCGUAGUCACCACCCUUGCCAUCCCCCUGUCAAUCAUUAUCAUCCUCUUGAGUGCACACGUAAUACCCACCUGACCAAUAAAGUGUUGUGUGGCAUUACA
Rattus norvegicus (Norway rat) is the source of this 751-nucleotide messenger RNA. RefSeq names its product vesicle-associated membrane protein 9 (gene Vamp9). Gene Ontology annotation, biological process: vesicle-mediated transport. The record is from RefSeq and is a predicted model, not a curated record. Gene Ontology annotation, cellular component: lysosomal membrane; membrane; synapse. NCBI's taxonomy places the organism in Eukaryota, Metazoa, Chordata, Mammalia, Rodentia, Muridae.